CUGUAAUGACCAGCAUGAGAUAUCUGUAUCCAUUGGAGACAUUUCGGUAAUGAUUAACAUCUCGGAACUGGACAUCUGCUAUCUAUGGUUACGUCGGAAUCAGUCCCGGGCAGCAAACCACAUAACCUUCAUCGAAAAACGCGGGGUAAGCUUUACUAAUGCCUGUCUCCCCUGAUGAAGAUAGCGAAUACCACGCUAGCAAGCAUCGCCACCACGCACUUUUUUCCCCAAUGCAGCACGCUAGACCUCUAAUGCCUGCCGCGUCUGCCGUUACCCCAGACCGGGGGUUCCGAAGUAUGAUAACCGAAACGAAGAUAAAGUUCCGAGCACGCAUGGCUAUCUGCUCUUGUUAUUCUUCCUCUCACAGACAUCGAUACAAUAUUCAACAUGUCGCUCGAUAUGGCAUCUCCUGCAGUCGACAAUGAGAAGCAUCUUGGCUCUCAGAACCAAGAUGAACAGAACUUGGAACGCCAUGGCUAUGUUCAGCAGACGAAGCGCAACUUCUCUCUUACUGCCAUGGUUGCGACUUGUGUCAACCUGAUGGCAACAUGGGAGGCAUUAUCUAGUACACUCGCUGCUGGACUCGUAAGCGGCGGACCAGUAUCCCUUGUUUACGGCGUCAUCGUGGCCUUUAUCGGAUCACUCUGCUCUGCCAGUUCUUUGGCCGAACUCGCAUCAAGUUAUCCUACUGCCGGCGGACAAUAUCACUUCGUCGCUAAGCUGAGUCCGAAAACGAGUCGACCCCUGACCAGCUGGUUUGCUGGAUAUAUCUCAACUCUGGGUUGGAUAGCCUCCGCUGGAAGUGCCCCCUUUCUCGCCGGAACACAGAUCCAAGGUCUUCUCGUCCUCAACUAUCCCGACUCCUACGUCUUCCAGAGAUGGCAUGGCACGCUGCUCUUCUGGGCCGUUCUUCUCGGAUCCGCCUGCAUUUGUAUCUUCUGCAGUAACAAACUCCCACUCAUCGAGAAGCUGACUCUCGUGCUACAUGUCACCUUCUUCAUCGCCAUCAUUGUCACCAUGGCCGUAACAUCACCAACCAAGCACUCGGCCGAAUGGGUCUUUUCGCACUUCGAGAACAACUCCGGAUGGGGCAAUGACGCGGUGGCUUGGAGUAUAGGACUUCUCAGUUCUUGCUAUGUCCUCAUCGGCUAUGAUGGUGCUACUCAUCUUAGUGAGGAGAUGAACAAUGCUGAGAUGGGUGUACCCAGGGCUAUGGUAGGUUGCCUCUUGGUUAACGGUCCUUUGGGAUUUGCCUUCCUCCUUAUAAUUCUCUUCUUCAUGGGAGAUAUUUCGGCGGCUUUGGCUACACCUACCGGGUUCCCUAUCAUUGAGAUUUUUCUUCAUAUGACCGGCAGCGUUGCGGCUGCUACUACCAUGACUGCUAUGAUUACUGUUAUGGCAUGCUUGGCGACAGUUCCUCUCCUUACAGCGGCGGCUCGAAUCAUGUGGGCGUUUGCUAGAGAUGGAGGUCUUCCCUUUUCUGAGCGCAUUGCCAGUGUUGACAAACGUCGACAAAUCCCAACUGUAUCCAUCAUCGUUGUCAGUUUUCUGCUUAUGCUGCUAAGUCUCAUCAACAUUGGUUCGACAACGGCCUUCAAUGCGAUUCUAUCCCUCGCCGUUGUCAGCUUACAGGCCUCAUAUCUCCUUCCAGUCUUACUGCUGAUCUGGCGUCGCCUAUUCCGACCCGACACCUUGCUCUGGGGUCCUUGGCGGCUCGGCAAAGCAGGUCUACCUAUCAACAUUGUUGCGGUCAUCUAUCUCAUAUAUACUUGCAUCUUCCUUCUUUUCCCUCCCUUUCAGCCAAUCACUGCAGUUAACAUGAACUAUGCACCUGUUGUAUUGGGCGGCGCUCUCGUAUUUGGUUGUAUUUAUUGGCCAUUGAGAGUCAGCAAGCGGUAUGUCGGCCCACUGACUGACGCCGAAGUUCUGGAGGGGACAUUACGUUAGUAUGCCUUGGUGGGUGCGACAUCGGUUCUUCGAUGCAUGCACAUACUGUAAUAAUAUAUGAAGAUUACGAUCUCGUGAUAAACUCAGUCACUUGGAUAUGCUAUGAAUGCCUCAAUGGUACUACUGUUCCCUGUUUGGCAUUGGCUGUAACGUGCCUCCAUCUAUGCAGGUAGGUAGCACGAGAUAAUUUUGC
This is a messenger RNA of Fusarium redolens, 2140 nucleotides long. RefSeq names its product amino acid/polyamine transporter I. Lineage: Eukaryota; Fungi; Ascomycota; Sordariomycetes; Hypocreales; Nectriaceae. Gene Ontology annotation, cellular component: membrane. Gene Ontology annotation, biological process: transmembrane transport. Bases 388 to 1947 code for a protein of 519 amino acids. Gene Ontology annotation, molecular function: transmembrane transporter activity. The transcript has 6 exons. The record is from RefSeq and is a predicted model, not a curated record.